GAAAUUUCGCUCGUCUCAAGCCCUCAUCUUCAAUCUGGUGUGGUUAGAAAUCCAAGAUGGCGGGUUCCAGCGUAGUUGUUGUGCCUCGCAAUUUUCGCUUGCUUGAGGAACUUGAAGAAGGACAGAAAGGCGGAGACGGCACAGUUAGCUGGGGUCUAGAAAAGGACGACGAUAUGUCUUUAACCUACUGGAAUGGAAUGAUUCUUGGUCCUCCUAGAACACCUUAUGAAGGCCGAAUAUACUCACUGAGGAUUGAAUGUGGCACAAAGUAUCCUGUUGACCCACCUAAACUUCGGUUUGCCACAAGAAUUAACAUGUCUGGAAUAAAUGCAAAAGGCGAGGUUGAACCAAGGAUGUGUAAGGUGUUAGCCACUUGGAAUAGACAACACAGUAUCAAAGCUGUUCUCCUUGAGCUGAAGAGAAUGAUGAGUCUAAAAGAAAAUUCAAAGCUUUCUCAGCCACCAGAAGGAAGUACCUAUGAUUAGAACAUCUAAAUUAACUUUUUACCUGUUUUGGCAUUUCUCAGUUUAGUGGCAGUGCUGUGUUGCAAAAAAACACAUUGCAGAGGCCAGGAUUUGCAUGUCUUUUUAAAAGUAAUUCAACCCUGUGCAUGUUUCUAGGGGAACUUGUACAGCUCUUAGGAACCUGAAAGGACUUCAAUCUUGUUUUUGUUCCAUUUCCUGAUGUUUUGAGUCAAUUCUUGAUUCCUUCCUGAAAUACGUUAAGAAUAACAGUAUAUUUACAGUGCCAUGGAGUUGAUCAGCAGUCGUGUGCAGUGUCUUUACGCACUUGCCUUUCACGUGAAGCUACUGGUAGUCACAAGUUAGCUCACAAUAGUUUUUGUUGUAAACUGCAGGAUAUAUUCUCAGCUAUACUUAGCUAGGAUAUUUUGGUCAUUUUUCAAAACAAAUUUAGAAAGUUGUAUACUUCUGUUACUAGUGUACUUGUGGGUUGUUUAAUGGCUGUUUUGUGCUACAUGUAUGUGAGUUAUAGUGAGACUAAUGUAUUAAAGUGUUGCUUUUUCAGUUAUUUUGUUUUUCAGUUUAGUAUUGUUAGUAAUAGUCAGAAGAUAGGUAAUUGUUAUAGAUUCAUAUAAAUGACUGGAUGUGUUUCCUUUUAGCCAUGGAAACUAGUUUACACUGCAGGAUUGAUUCUCCAAAUGUCUUUUUGUGAAUCUUUCUGUUUUUGACACAAGGUUCAAGUUCUUUCUUUAAAGAAGGAUAAGAAGGUCAGAUUUAUCAAAUGAUACAAAAGGAAAAUGUCACUCAUUUUUGCCGAGAGCCUGCAAUCAUGCAGUUUAAGGUUGCAUAAUGCUUCUAGAUCACCAUCCAAUGUAUUGCAGUAUCAAGUGGAUGGUGAUUUACAUUUGUAUCUGCUUGGAAAGUGUUUUCCAACCAGUGAACAACCAGAGCCAGUAAACCUUUCAUUCAUACGUACAGUUGUACAACAGACAAUCAAGUGACUUGCCAAAGCAAAUCCUCUGUAGGAAUAAAGAUGGUGACUGCUACUUUGUAGUGCACAAAAACCUUACCAAUGCACAGUAAACCAGACCACAUGUACAGAAAAGUUCCAAAAACUUCAGACUUAGCGUACUCAAUGUCAUUUCAGGGACAAAUAUUGCAAAAAUAUGGUUUUCUUUGUGCUUAAUGGCCUGUGUUGGGUUUGCAAGUGACUGUGGUAAAAUGUACAGUCGCCAUCUUUGUUUUCUAUGGAGGACUGCGGUAAAUGAACAGAUGUACACAUAAAAAUGAGAUUGCAAAUGGCUGUUUCACAAACAUCAUGAAGUAUGUCACCAUAUUAUGUAAUAGCCCUUUCGCGGUUAAUUUUUCAUAAUCAUUUGUAUAAAAAUAUGUUCUACCCUGAGAGGCAAUUCUGGCCAAUUGUGUGAUUUUGGUUUUUUUGCAGUUUUAAUUUUUAGUACUAUGCAGAUAAGAAAAAUGAACUGUGAAAAGGGCUAAUAAUGUAGUGACCUGACGCUAAGGCUGGUUUUCAGGAAGAUGCCACAGGUGUGGGUAGAAGCACUAGCAUAUGCAUGAGCAUAAACAUGAAGGUCCUCACAGUGGACCAUAAACAUGAAAAGAAGGUGGAAUUGAUUUAUUCACGAGGAAUCACACAGGCAAGAGCUUCAGCAAAAGCAACAGAAGAUAAAAGCAAGUGGAAGUUGACAUGCCUGUCUGUGCUCUUGUUUAUGACUCCUUUUGGCCAUGUUUAACAUACCAGAAUUCUAACAUGACCCAGAGGCUUUCGGCCUAAAUUGUAGAUUUUCUAAGAUUCUUUUGUCUUGUAAAUCUCAUACUUGAU
Orbicella faveolata is the source of this 2301-nucleotide messenger RNA. Its product is annotated as ubiquitin-conjugating enzyme E2 variant 2-like. Lineage: Eukaryota; Metazoa; Cnidaria; Anthozoa; Scleractinia; Merulinidae. The record is from RefSeq and is a predicted model, not a curated record.